AUACUCAACCUUUCUCUUACACCCACUUCAUAAACAUCAUAUUUCUCUCUCUAUAUUGAACCUCAUUCUUCUUCCUGUUUCUCUCUCCUUCAAGAAGACUAAUUAGUAAUUACAAUGGAUGGAAGUUCCACUGAUGAUCAAAGCACAACUACAGAAACAACUUCAACAGUUGCAGCACCGGUGACUACGCCUCCACUGAUCGGCAGUGGGGGCAGCAUGGUUCUCGACAUGGAAGUUGGUUUGGAAGCCGAGUCAAGGAAGCUGCCUUCGUCAAGGUUCAAAGGGGUAGUCCCACAGCCAAACGGCCGUUGGGGUGCACAGAUUUACGAGAAACACCAACGCGUGUGGCUUGGGACCUUCAACGAAGAACAUGAAGCUGCUAAAGCGUAUGAUACUGCUGUUCAGCGCUUCCGUGGUCGCGAUGCUGUCACCAACUUCAAGCCGCUUCCAGCCGACACAGAAGAAGCCGGGAUGGAAGCCAGUUUCUUGAAUUCCCAUUCAAAAGCUGAGAUCGUCGAUAUGUUGAGGAAACACACAUACAAUGAUGAGCUAGAACAAAGUAAGAGAAGCUGCAACUUAAACAAAACCCCUUUUACAAACGGGUUUAGAUCGGGUCAACAGUUGGUCAACGCCCGGGAACAACUCUUUGAGAAAACAGUCACCCCCAGCGACGUCGGAAAACUAAACCGGUUAGUGAUACCAAAGCAGCACGCUGAGAAACACUUCCCGUUGCAAAGCGAAAGCACGUCCAAAGGAGUUCUUUUACAUUUCGAAGACAUCGGGAUGAAAGUAUGGAGAUUUCGUUACUCAUACUGGAAUAGUAGCCAGAGCUACGUUUUGACCAAAGGGUGGAGCCGGUUCGUGAAGGAAAAGAACUUAAAAGCUGGUGACAUUGUGAGCUUUCAGAGAUCCACGGGUUCAGACAAGCAACUUUUCAUCGACUGGAAGACCAAAAACGGGUCAGGUAGCUCCAAUAUUCCAGAACAAGUCCAACCUGUUCACAUGUUUAGGCUGUUUGGAGUCAAUAUAUCUAGUGCAAGUAGUCAUGGCGUUGAAAGCACUUGCAAUGGGGGUUUGUUUGAUAAUGUUUCGGACUAGCUACCUUUUUCCUAGCGAUGAUGAUGAGGAACGAAGCUGGAAAGUGGUGGGAACGGAAUAGAGCAGGGUGCAAGUUGCAAAAGUUUGUAUAUUUAUAUUAGAAACCCAAAAUAUAAUUGAGCAAAAGAAAGCUCAAUGUAGGGAACAAGUUGAACAAUUGUAAAAAACGAACAAAAAUAGAAACUCUUUGUUUUCCAAAAUCCAUCGCCUUGAUUGGGUUGUUGAUUAAUAUUUGAUGUUCGAAUAUGCAUGUUUAUUAUAACGUAUAUUUAUUUUGGAA
Molecule: messenger RNA, 1378 nt
Organism: Lactuca virosa
Lineage: Eukaryota; Viridiplantae; Streptophyta; Magnoliopsida; Asterales; Asteraceae
Source: the annotation of a GenBank genome assembly